AAUAUGGAGUCUUGGACGGCGUCGAGAACGGCAGCUGUGCUCAAGAAGCCCAGCAGUGUGCAGACGAAUCCCGACGGUGGAAGGCACCGCCUCCACCGUUUCCACGCAACCACCAGCAUCGCCACCUAUCGACAAAAUAAGCACGGCAUGGCAGAACACGACGCUCCCUGCAAUCGGCGCCGCAUGCAGUGCGGGUCUUCACCCGGUGCAGCAAAUGGAACAGAUGAAAUUGAACGGCGGAAUGGCGUCGGGGGCCAGCGAUUUCGGCGGCAUCCAAAGUGAAAUCCCCUGCGUGGAUUUCAGACGGCUCGCAGCCAGGGUCAAGAGCAUUUCGCUCAAGUUUAAAGCCCGCGGCGUAGACCUCGACAAGCCAUGCAGCAAGAUUGCGGACAACGCGAGCCACUGCUGGAUCACGUGGUACCUGCCCACACUCAACGAAGCGAUGCGCGACGCUACGAUGCACGUCUUCGAACAUGCUCCCGGCAAGUUAGCUCUGAGCUCGGUUCCAGACGCCAACUUAGAUCACCAGAACCCCGAGAGCACCCUCCUCGAAAGUGUCACGCUAGUGUAUUCGCUGCUGAAAGAGCACCGAUGCAUCACGCGUCUCGAUGUGGGUAACACAGCAGUUUUGUUCUGCUACUUCCCUGUGCUGCUUCGCAAAGCACUGCAGCAGAACAAAGGACUUGAACAGAUCCGAGUUCACCCCCAUGACGUGAGAGGUGUUUGGAGCGAAACGCGCGCUUUGGCUAUCCUGUCGUCCGCCCUGGCUAAGCUGUCUCCGGGACUCGAUGUCCUGGAAGUUAACGAGCUCAUGCCGACUAUCGAGUCGGAAGGAGGUGUCGUUGAAGCGGUUAGGAACGGCAGCUUGCGCCGUCUCGUUAUCAGGAACGGCACGCCGAGCAAAAUUGAGAGGAGAUUGUUCGGCGCCGUCAGGUGUUCUUCCUCCUUGAGUGUGCUCGAAAUCGAGGGCACCCUGAAACUGGCAUUAUCGAGUGCCGUCAUCUUAUCGGAUGCGUUGAGGCAUAACAAAACGCUCCGAAAGCUUUCUGUACAGUGGUUAGAAAGAGACGCGGUUGGAACGCUGCUCCAAUCACUGGAAAGAAACACUACCUUGGAGGAGCUGGCGCUUGUCUACUCGUACGACGAACCUAACUAUAUCCUUUGGGAAGGCUUCGAGGCGCUACGUGUUAACCGUAGCCUUAAGUGCCUGAAGCUCGUGGGUGUUAACUUGAUCAGUAGCUGUGCGCUAAUCAUCGCGGAUAUUCUGAGGGAGAACGACGCGCUUCAGGAAGUCUGCUUGUCCGAGAACAGCAUCACUGAUCUCGGUGCUGGCGGCCUAGCCAAGGCCUUGCAACAAAACUCAACCUUAAAGCGUCUGGACAUCUCUGACUGCACACUGAGUUGUGACUCCUUGUCGAGCUUUGUAGAAUCGCUCUCGCUCAACACCACAGUCGAGUGCGUUCGUCUGGGCGCUGUUGACAUUCCGGAGACUUGGACGCCGAGUUCGCCCCUUACUGCUAACCACUGUGCUCGCCUAGAUGUAACGUGGAACGUGCCUUGUCUCGAAGACUGGGCCGCGUCGCUACGAGAAAGGGAAUACCAUUUUCCUCGACUUUGCGUUGGCUGGAGUGCGGAUACCAAGUUGUCCGGUGUCGUUCACUGGUUCGACGCAUUGCGCGCGGGCGGUGUUUCUCUCACGGAACUUGUCAUCAACUGUCCCCGAGCAGUCUCUCAGGAUUGCGGCGACGCUGUGGUGUCCUUUCUCGAGAGCACUAGUUCUUUGAAGAAGCUUAGCGUGGAUUUGGAGGACCACUCCUACAGCUACGUUGCUGCCAUCAUACGAGGUCUGGCCCGUAACAAAAGCGUCAGCGAGGCGAAAUUUUGCCAGACCUACAUCAUAGACCGUGUGGCCAAAGCGCUUCAAGAGUUAUUACGUAGAAACCGGACCUUGCAACGUCUGGCGUUCAGGGCUUACUAUUUCAGAGGGCAUGCCGUCCCAUCUAUAGCGCGCGCUUUAGAGGACAACUUUAUUCUUCUAUCCUUUGACCUUGACGACCCGCCUCUCAUGAGCUUGUAUCCCAUUUUGAGGAUCACCGACAGGAAUCAAUCGCUUCUCAAUCGGGCCGUCGAAUGCGUGUUGAACUCUUCCGUGGACGAGGAGUCUAUACGGGCCCUGCGCCUUCUCUCCACAAGCGACUCGCUGCUCAAUGCAGUUGCUGACGUUUCGGGCAACGGAAGAGAGGAAUGCAGGAGCCUAGUGCAGGAAUCAGUUCGCCGCCUACAGAGCGCGUUGUAAAAUUAGCGACGUCGAAAGUGCUGUGGUGAGGUUGGGUAGGAUAGCAACUGCCAACUUACUAGCGUGGUUUUUUUGGGGAAACAUACACUCCACCCUGUUGAUAUGUGACUUAUUUUGUAGAGUUCUCUGAAGUUUCUCUGCCCCUCUUUCCCAGUUGAAAAAACAACAAAACACAAAAAAACCCAUGCACGACAUGCGCGUGCGUUUUAACAAAAACGUUUGCCGUGUGCAACGAAAACGGCGCAGGUGCGCCCGAAAGGCGAAGCAUUGAUUCCGAUAGCAAAUUAAUGGACAGCUAUACGAAGUAAGGAUAGUAGUUUUAUCGGCCGUGUAAACUUGUAAACAUAGGCAUACUUACUAACUUAAAGGGACACUAAAGUGAAGAAUGAUUUCUUCUGCAUCAGUAGAUUACCGUUCUACAACACCAAAAACACCACUCUUACAACGAUAAGACGUUUGGUAAGCCAGAAAAAGCGCAAGAACGAAAUACGGAUGGCGACGCCUACUUGAGUUCCCGCCCCUGGGGGCUGUGACGUCUUGGAUUUUGAUGGCAUCUUCUAGGGCCUACUAAUUAUAUAUAGCGUUACAGAUUGACUACAUUGUGUUCUAAAGGAACCAAAUAUUAAACAUGGCAAGUUUCGGGAACCUUUAUUCAGCCAACGCGGCCCAAAUGCGAAAACACACUUUGGAAUCCCUGACGUCACGCUGACGUAACGGUGCUGGGGUUUCAGCGCGAAAUUCAAAUACUGAUACUUGGACCUUCAUUUUCUCAUCUAAUAAUCAAACUAUUUUUAUGAAACGAGUGCCUGCAGGGUUCUCAAGCAAUGCUUCAUUAAUCUAAACUGAUUUAUGGUUUCGCUUUAGUGUCCCUUUAAGAAGCCUGCUGUCAAGUGAGCACAAGCAAACAUGAACACAUCACAUCUAUGACCGCAGAAACUCGCUGUCAAAACGCUAGAGUGAGCAAGCGCGGCAACAGCAGUGAGCUAACUAACCUUCGUGCCGCGUCUCGCAUGAACGCGAAAUAAGCCACGAAAACAGCGCGCGGUGGAGUGGGUCCCCGUCGCAGAUACAGCGAUGGGGACAAGUCCAAGACACAGCGGCCCCUGCGCGCGCGCCGUCAGCGCAGUCCGUAGUAGAACGCGCCCCCCUCCCCUGCGUUUCCCUCUCUCUGGAGGCUUGCGCGCGACGGAAGACGGCGCGCUUCCUCCCCACGUUCCUCCCUUUCGCGCGCGAGAUUGAGCCACGAUCGUCUGCUCACCCUCGCGCGCUUUCACUCGCACAUACAGCAUACGGCGCGCGGCGACGAUUUAUCGCCGUUGGAAUUUAUAGGGAACCACACGGUGACGCCGACGCAGAAACAUGCGCGGACUGUCCAUAUAAUUGCUAUCGCAAUGAAGUCAAGAAAUGCGCUACUGAAUUUGUCUUCACCAUGGUUAGAGGCCGCCUCUUCCACAUGCUUUAAUAUGAGAGCUUUCUCCUCAAACAGUUUCUUAUACCCAAACACGCAGGUUAUCUUUCAAGGAAUGCUUUCUCACAAGAACUUUCUGUCAGCGUGCUACAAUGAAACAGAUGCGAGUAAUUGAACAUUCAUCAUCAUCAGCCUGGUUACGCCCACUGCAGGGCAAAGGCCUCUCCCAUACUUCUCCAACUACCCUGGUCAUGUACUAAUUGUGGCCAUGUUGUCCCUGCAUACUUCUUAAUCUCAUCCGCCCACCUAAUUUUCUGCCGGUUAUCAUGCGUCCUCAUUACAUGUCCUGCCCAUGCCCCAUUUCUUUUUCUUGAUUUCAACUAAGAUGUCAUUAGCUCGCGUUUGUUCCCUCGCCCAAUCUGCUCUUUUCUUUUUCCUUAACGUUACAGCUAUCAUUCUUCUUCCCAUAGCUCUUUGCGUCGUCCUCAAUAUAUAUGACUAUGUGACACACACACAAACACACACACGCACGCACGU
Dermacentor albipictus is the source of this 4241-nucleotide messenger RNA. RefSeq names its product protein NLRC3-like. NCBI's taxonomy places the organism in Eukaryota, Metazoa, Arthropoda, Arachnida, Ixodida, Ixodidae. The record is from RefSeq and is a predicted model, not a curated record.